Argentina anserina (silverweed cinquefoil) is the source of this 474-nucleotide messenger RNA. Its product is annotated as protein SMALL AUXIN UP-REGULATED RNA 12-like. The record is from RefSeq and is a predicted model, not a curated record. Bases 1 to 474 code for a protein of 157 amino acids. The transcript has a single exon. Lineage: Eukaryota; Viridiplantae; Streptophyta; Magnoliopsida; Rosales; Rosaceae. Gene Ontology annotation, biological process: response to auxin.
AUGGCAACCUGCACAAGCAAAAGUUCCAAAUCAGUCCGCCAAGCCAUCCAACUCAAGCAAGUGAUGAAGCUCUGGAAGGCCAUUAGCAUCGUCAAUGGUAAAACCAACCCCACUCCUUCUGGAUUCCUUCCUGUUUAUGUUGGAUGGGAUCGAAUCCGGUUCUUGAUUCCUACCAGAUUCCUCAAAUAUCCGAUAUUCUUGGCUCUUCUUGACAAGUCCGGAGAGGAAUUUGGGUUCAAGAUCAGUGGAGGAUUAGUGUUGCCAUGUGAUGUUGAGUUCUUCAAAGAAGUUCUCAAUUUGCUCCAGAAGGAUGAAAAGAGGAACGGCGGCUUAGAGCUUGAUCAGUUCCUGAAGAAAAUACCGGAGGUGAGUACUCAUUUUGAUUCCUCUACUUGCAACUGUUGCAUCAAGGAAGAUGGCAAUGCUUAUGGUCAUUUUGUUGGACUUGGAGAACCUUUGAUGGAGAAAGCAUAA